Molecule: messenger RNA, 2520 nt
Organism: Astyanax mexicanus (Mexican tetra)
Lineage: Eukaryota; Metazoa; Chordata; Actinopteri; Characiformes; Acestrorhamphidae
Gene: cth
Product: cystathionase (cystathionine gamma-lyase)
Exons: 12
Coding region: 185-1387 (400 amino acids)
Biological process (GO): transsulfuration
Cellular component (GO): cytoplasm
Molecular function (GO): pyridoxal phosphate binding; cystathionine gamma-lyase activity
Source: RefSeq, a predicted model, not a curated record
UGGCUGUCAGUGUGCGGGAGGGAGUCAGACGGUUCGCGGGUAUAAGACUAAUGUUUCUGCUGCUCCGGGUUUCAGUGGUAACCGCGGUCUCUGGUACGCAGGCAGUGUGAUUCCUCCCCCCGCGCGUGUUGAUCUGCUCUCAGGGACGCGUGUCUCCUCCAGGCCGGUCAGCAGUAAAUAAAGCAUGGCUAGCGGCAGCGGCGGCGAGUGGCUGUCCGGGUUCAGCUCUUUCGCCACGGACGCGAUUCACGUAGGCCAGGAGCCGGAGCAGUGGAACUCCAUGGCCGUGGUUCCUCCCAUUUCACUCUCCACCACCUUUAAACAGUACGGCCCGGGCAAGCACGCGGGAUUUGAGUACAGUCGCAGUGGAAAUCCCACACGCAACUGCCUUGAGAAGGCGGUUGCUUCUUUGGAUGGAGCUAAGCACUGUGUUGCUCUUGCCUCUGGACUUGCUGCUACUGUGACCGUUACGCACAUGCUGAAAUCUGGGGAUGGAAUCGUGUGCAUGAAUGAUGUCUAUGGAGGAACCAAUCGCUAUUUCCAAAGAAUAGCUAAAGAAAUUGGCUAUGAUAUCUCCUUCGCUGAUUGCACAAAGCCUGAAGUCUUAAAGGCAGCUCUUAAGCCUAAUACAAAGAUGUUGUGGAUUGAGACUCCAUCAAACCCAACAAUGAAGGUUGUGGACAUACAAGCAUGUUCAGACCUUGCACAUGAACAAAACAAAGACAUUAUUGUAGUUGUGGACAAUACCUUCAUGUCUGCCUAUUUCCAGCGCCCUCUGGCCCUUGGAGCAGACAUCUGCAUGUAUUCUGCAACAAAGUACAUGAACGGACACAGUGAUGUCGUUAUGGGGCUGAUUUCUGUUAACCGCGAGGACCUCUAUGAACGACUGAAGUUUUUACAGAAUGCUUUGGGAGCUGUUCCGUCCCCAUUUGACUGCUACAUGUGCAAUCGAGGACUGAAGACUCUGCACCUGAGAAUGAAGCAGCACUUCAAGAACGCAAUGGCUGUGGCUGAGUUUUUAGAACGGGACCCCAGGGUGGACAAAGUCAUUUUCCCAGGUCUACCUUCCCACCCUCAGCAUGAGCUAAUGAAGAAACAGUGCACGGGAUGCCCCGGCAUGAUUACCUUCUACAUUAAAGGCAAACUGGAGCAUGCCACAGCUUUCCUCAAUAACCUCAAGUUAUUUGCACUUGCUGAAAGUCUGGGGGGUUAUGAGAGUCUGGCGGAGCAUCCAGCGAUUAUGACUCAUGCUUCAGUGCCAGAAAACGAGCGGGUGGUGCUGGGCAUCAGUGAUACACUCAUUCGUCUCUCUGUGGGACUGGAAGAUGAAGAGGACAUUAUCGCAGACCUGGACCAAGCUCUCGGUGCUGCUCAUCCAAAGAAAUGAACUCAACAGGAUGGGCCAGGAGCUACAACGCCUUCUCUAAUGAGCAGAGGAAAUUUCUUACAAUCGGCACAUGUUUAUUUUAUAGAUAGUAUGUAAUGGUUAUGCUUGAAAUAAUACAUUUUUACAUCAGGGAUCAAAUUAAAACAGAAUUAGUGUGCUUCCAUAGAUCCACAAUUAUUUGUAUCCAUUUUUUCCCCACACCAACCAGGGGACAUCUGAGAUUUAAGGUACAUGCCAUCUUACUUAAUGUUUGCUGCUUUUACAUUUAUCUCUUUGCUGAUUGUGUAGUAAUUGGAUUUGCAGGUGUGAUAGUUGGCUCCUAUAUUGGCGUGGCCUUAAGGGCAUUAGGGAAAUCUAAAAGUGAAUGGUAGAAGGGUGAGAAAAGGGAAUUGUGCUCUGAUGAGUUAAUUUUAUUUCCGUCUUCAUAAACACUGAAUCUGGGACUGUAUCUGCGUGAUUGGAAGUGAUCUUACAUCAUCUGAUACUGUAGAAGUAGUUGCAUUCUCAUUCCGGGAUGACAGUCAAUGCACAAGGAGAGUAUGAUUAUUUUUUUUCCAUUGGAUCAAUGUUCCUGUUUACAUUUCUUCAUCAUCAGGUAUUAGCUAGAUCAGUGUUUCUCUGGGGUGCCGUCUGGCUUCAUCGGGGGUGCCGUCAAAAUAUUGCGCCUCACGUGCAUAUUUCCUUUCCAGAGUCAGCUCGUGUCGGGGUGUGUCCCAAUUCACAGGCAGCAUACUCUGAAGGAUGCGACCCACAGAGGCGGUGUAUUACUGCGCAGCUGUGACGCAAUCUGUCUUCGAAUACAGCCUCUGAAGGAUGCAGCCCCUAAAUUGGGACACACUGUAAAGUUUUUGUCCCCCCACGCGAUGCACGCGCUAUUUUAUUUCAUAUUCCGCCAGCAACACCCCUCGUUCUCACCUGAAGUACUGCGCCAGCACAUCCACCCCCCCCCCCCCCCCCCCCCCUCCGUAAACUAGGGUGCCUUGACAUCUCGCAUAUAUUUAAAGGGUGCCGUGAUAGAAAAAAGGUUGAGAAACGCUGAGCUAGAUGCUCAAGAUUCAUAAGUUUUUCCAAUGGAUACUUUUAAUCUUUUGUCAUCUGUGCUAAUGGACUCAUUAAAAGCCAUUUGUAUUCUG